Molecule: messenger RNA, 1132 nt
Organism: Owenia fusiformis
Lineage: Eukaryota; Metazoa; Annelida; Polychaeta; Sabellida; Oweniidae
Source: the annotation of a GenBank genome assembly
AUGGCAGAUGAAGUUUUGUUUGAGCUUCUACAUUAUGAAAUCGUAUCCCAUAUCUGCAAUUCAAGCAACGAAGAAGACAAGGCUUCCUCAAUUAGCAAAUUAGAAGCACUAGGGUACAGAAUAGGCCUAAGUCUCGUUGAAAGACUAACAAAGGACAACCCUAGAUUCAAAGAUGACCUUGACACAAUGAAGUUUAUCUGCAAAGAUUUCUGGAUGACUCUUUACAAGAAACAGAUAGAUAAUCUAAGAACAAAUCACCAGGGUGUAUAUGUGUUACAAGACAACAGGUUUAAACUCCUCACCCUUAUCUCCCAGGGGAAACAGUACAUGGACAUGGCACCAAGGUAUCUCGCCAUGCCUUGUGGGUUGAUUAGAGGUGCAUUGUCUGGACUCGGUAUAGUCUCCGUAGUAACAGCAGAAGUCAGUGCUAUGCCUGCAUGUAAGUUCCAGAUACAAAUCCAAAGGCUGUGACAUCUUUCAUAAAUAUUGACAAUUGAAUGACAUUAGACAUUGGGUAUGGUGGCAUUGCUUCUUCAGCCUUAAUGCUCCCUCCCUUGGAUACAAACAUUGGAUUAUGUGCAAUACUAUUUGAAGUUAAACACAGGAAAUGUUUAUGAUACUGAAGAUAUAAAAGUUCAUCAUGUAAUAUGACUUCUUCAAUUACAUGUUUCCAGUAACAAAUAUUUCUUCUCUAAAACCUCUCAAUAAUAUUUGCUGUUAACUAUUUUUGUAAAUAUAAAUAAUUUGUAUAUAGAACUGACACACAGUAUUUAUGUAAAGUACAUUAGUUACAACUGACAGGAACUUGCAUUAUAAGAUUUAAGUUAUCCCAAUAAAUGAAUUUUAGUAUGGAUAAAUUGAAGCUCAAAUAGUUUUAUAACUCAAACGCUAGUAGUCCAAUUUUCUUUAUAUAUAUAAUACGUUGUAUAAUGGUAAUUUUUUUCAAAAUGGAAAAAUAUAACUGUAUAAAGCUUUGGUAACAUAAAGGUAAAACAUAUAAAAUUCUUUCAAAAUAUGGCUUUGGUGUACUCAAAUCAAGGUAUCCUAUGGUAGAUAUCAAAUAUUGUAUUUGGUGUCUGAUCUGUGUCUCGGAAAAUCCAAAAAGGCCAUCUAAAGGCUUGAAUUUGUCAAC